AUGGCUGCCCGUCUGUUUCUCUCCCUCUCGCUCCUCUGCCUCGCCGCACAGGCAGCGGCACGGCAACGAGUGCUGCUGUACACCUAUGCGCAGGGCUACCAGCACGCCUCGCGCUACGACGCCGCCGAGGCGCUCGAGAAGCUGGGCGACGAGCACAGCUUCAGCACGGUGCACCUCGACGAGCCGACGCAGCUCGAGGAGAAUGGCUGGCUCGACCAGUUCGACGCCCUCGUCUUCAUCUCCACCAGCGGCCAUGCCCUGACGCCGCAGGGCGCACGGAAUAUGCGCCGCUACAUCGAGGCAGGCGGCGGCUGGAUGGGCAUUCACGAGGCAUCGGACACGGCGUACGAGUACCCCUGGUACGGCCGACUCUGCGGUGCCUACUUCGGGGGACAUCCCUUCAUCCAGCACGCCGAAUUUGAAGUCGCGCCGGACCACGCCGACCAUCCCUCUGUCACGGCCGUGCCAAAGCAUUGGGACGUCUUUGGCGAGGUGUACCACUUCUCCUCCGACCCGCGCGCACUGAACCACGAGGUGGUGCUGACCGUCGAUCCAAGCUCCUACAUCUCCAACGACGCGACGCGCAAGGAGCUGAAUGCGAUCCAAGGCGCGCCGCAUCCGAUUGCCUGGUACAAGGAGGGCAAUCUGCUUACUGCCCCCAAGGGCUCCGUCGGCGGAGGCGUCGACGACAAGCCGGACACGAAGCGCUCCCAGCGAGGCACGGGUGGCGAUGGACGAUCGUUCUACACGGCGCUGGGGCACACGUCCGCCUCGUUCCGCGACGCGGACAUGCUCAACCACAUCCUCGGCGGCCUGCAGUGGGUGCUCGCCUCUCCCUCGAUUCGCAGCGCAAGCGCAGACGCUCCGCCCACGGCACCCGGCACGCGCUACGUCGGCGGCGCACCUGCCAUCUCGCCAAACGCCACCACGCCCGCGGCGACGGUCGGCUCGAACCGCACGUCGGGCGCCGCGAACGUGACACGAGUGGGCGUGCCGGACGCGGUGCUCGGCAAGGCUGGUGCUGCUGCGUCGCUGCGGCCAAGCACGAUGGCCGUCGGCACCGGAAGCGCACUGGUCGCGCUGUCGCUCGCAGGCCUCUUCGUGCUGCAAUAG
Messenger RNA from Tilletiopsis washingtonensis, 1113 nucleotides. Its product is annotated as class I glutamine amidotransferase-like protein. The coding region runs from base 1 to 1113 and encodes 370 amino acids. The record is from RefSeq and is a predicted model, not a curated record. NCBI's taxonomy places the organism in Eukaryota, Fungi, Basidiomycota, Exobasidiomycetes, Entylomatales. The transcript is spliced from 3 exons.